Messenger RNA from Microplitis mediator, 1464 nucleotides. RefSeq names its product inositol-tetrakisphosphate 1-kinase-like. Lineage: Eukaryota; Metazoa; Arthropoda; Insecta; Hymenoptera; Braconidae. The transcript is spliced from 5 exons. The coding region runs from base 275 to 1342 and encodes 355 amino acids. Gene Ontology annotation, cellular component: cytoplasm. The record is from RefSeq and is a predicted model, not a curated record. Gene Ontology annotation, molecular function: magnesium ion binding; inositol-1,3,4-trisphosphate 6-kinase activity; inositol-3,4,5,6-tetrakisphosphate 1-kinase activity. Gene Ontology annotation, biological process: inositol trisphosphate metabolic process.
UUUUAUACCACUCCUCAUCUCUUAUUCGGAUCUAACCUCUAUCAAUAACAAAAAAUGAUCACAAUGUUGUUGCAUGUUACUAUACCUACGUAAAUACAUUAUUGUAUAUUUAUAUAUAUUUUUUUUUCUUCCGUUACAAUGUAAUUUUUAUAAACACAUUUUCCAAAAUAGUUUUAGACUUUCUAUGAAUGUAUUUUAUAUUCACACAUAUUUAGUUAUUUAAUGAAAAAACCCAUCAAUUUUGAAGUAAAACAUGUGAUUGUGAUACGCAAAAAUGGAUAAAGAAAAUAAUAUAAUUGGAUAUUGGAUAUCAGAAAAAAAACAACAGAAAUUAAAUUGGAAGGAAUUUAACAAUAUCUGUGAACAGAAAAGUUUUAUAUUGAAACAAAUCAAUCUUGAUAAUAAUCUUGAGUCUCAAGGACCAUUCCAUGUCUUCCUUCAUAAAUUAACUGAUACUUUAGCAUUAGCGGAGUGUGGUGAUCAAAAUGCCAAGAAAAUUGUAACUAAAGUUCAAGAAUAUUUAAAUAAACAUCCAGAAAUGAUAUUAAUAGAUCCUUUUGAAAACGUUAAAAAUUUAAAUAAUCGUCAGAAAUCUUAUGAAAUGUUACAUGAAGAAAUUAUAUCCAAUGAUAUAUUUGUUCCAAAUUCAAUUGAAUUAAAAUCUGAGAUUGCUGAUGAAAAUUUAAAGCACUUAAGAUUAUCCUGUAUUAAAUUUCCGUUUAUUUGUAAACCAUUAUUUGCUCAUGGUUCUAGUGAUGCUCAUAAGAUGAUGGUAAUAUUCAACGAAAAAGGUCUAAAAAACUGCCAAUUACCAUGUGUGGCCCAAAAUUUUAUCAAUCAUAAUGCUAUUUUACACAAAGUUUUUAUUGUUGGAAAAUAUUUUCAUGUUGUUGAAAGGCCAAGUCUAAAAAAUUUUUAUCCGAGUGAUUGUGAAUCAUUGAACACAUUAUUUUUCAGUUCACACGAUAUUUCAAAGAGUGGUUCUAAUUCACAAUGGUCAGUGAUAUCAAAAGAAGAUAGAGCAUUAAGAAUUAAGCCUAAUCAUGAAACAGUUCAAGACAUUGUUACAAAGAUAACAAAAAUCUUUGGACUUACUCUUUUAGGCGUUGAUGUUGUAAUUGAAAAUCAUACUGGAAAAUAUGCAAUUAUUGAUGUCAAUGUUUUUCCAGGAUAUGAUGGUUAUCCGCAUUUUUUUAACCAUUUAAUUGAUACAAUUAAAGUUUUUAUUGAUGAACAACGUUUAAAUCAUAAUAUGCACUGCUUGAUAUUGAAAAAAUGUAUGAAUGAUGAACUAGAUUCUGGAUUUGAAAGUGAUGAUAAAAAAAAACAAUCAAUAAAAUAAAAAUGUUAAUAAUAAAUUAAGCUUUUUAAGUACAAUAAGAUUAAUUUAACGUACAAUGGUUACUAUUUUUUUAUAUUUAUUAAUAACUAGUCAGAAAAAAAAAUUAAAUAAUAAAAAUUCGU